Messenger RNA from Ruditapes philippinarum (Manila clam), 813 nucleotides. RefSeq lists its product as uncharacterized. NCBI's taxonomy places the organism in Eukaryota, Metazoa, Mollusca, Bivalvia, Venerida, Veneridae. The coding region runs from base 1 to 813 and encodes 270 amino acids. The record is from RefSeq and is a predicted model, not a curated record. The transcript is spliced from 3 exons.
AUGUCUAGCAGAAAUAAGAAACCGUUGAACUAUAAACUGCUCAGUACAGUGGGUACGACAGAUUCUGGAGACGAAUUCGAACAGGACGCUAGAGUUCUUCCCCUUUAUGCAUCUCCAGGAAAAAUUGGCGAAUCGAUUUCGGAUGAGAAUGUUUCGUCCAAAUCGGAUGAGGGAGAAGAUGACGAAAUGGCUUUCAUGAUGAAACAGAUCCAAGAAUUGGACGCCGAAGAAAAACGUUUGUUGCAAGAACGUAAGAAGGAUGAACUGCGAAUGCAGUUAGAAGAAAAACAAAGACGAGUUCGUUCUUUGAAAAAGGAAAUUCGCUGUGGUAUAAUUGUAGGAGAUUCAAUUGUAAAGCAUCUGCCAUUGAUAGAGGGAGUACAGUUGAGUGCCUUCCCAGGGACUACAAUUACAAGGUUACAACAUCAAUUGUCUACAAUUAAUUUAUCUGCAUUCAGUUUUAUAAUAGUACAUGUUGGUACUAAUAAUGUUGCUAAAGGUCACAGUGUUGCCUUUAUGUGUAGCGCAUUUGCAGAUCUUGUUAAUUAUUUACGUGCUCGUGCCCCUGGGAUUCGUAUUAUUAUUUCAUCUGUACUUCCUCGUCCAGUGGAUGAUGAUUCUUCUAGGUCCAUUAUUUACGAAUUAAAUGCUUAUUUGGAGAAAAACAUGGCCAAGGAUUUAAAUUUUCAUUUUCUUAAAUCAUACAGGCCUUUUUGUUUUAAAGGUCAGAUUAAACGACAUUUAAUUGCUCGUUUGGAUGGAGGUUUACAUCUAAACUCUGAAGGUGGUGCUCCUAGACAUGCAUUUGCCUAA